UAAACCGACAGGCGUCGUUAGUUGUCGUUGUUGUUGCCCCCCCCCCCCGGGGGUUCAAAGCCCGUGUUAGCUCGUGUUGCUACAGUGAGCCUUGCGCCUCUAUGACUGAUCAGCGCUCAGAAAUGUGUGCCUGUGAAGAGCAGAGUUUGUCUUCGGAGGCUGUGAGACGGAGGCUUCACCAGACGCUCAAAGCCAGGGGUGUUCUGGACUCUCUGAAGACACAACUCCGGAAUCAGAUGAUCCAGGAACUGCAGCCACCACUGGCCCAUGGGACACCCGCCGCCGCCACAGCUCAGGCACAUCCAGUCUCGGUUCUGGCAUCCAACAGCCUGGUCAUAGACCACUUACAAAGCUCUGGCUAUGAGUACACGCUGUCUGUGUUUUACCCAGAGUGUGGUAUGAGCAAGGACAAGGUUUUCUCAACAAGAGACCUGCUACAGUUUAUGAAGCUUGGUCCACAUUCACCUUUAUAUAAAUCUCUGGUAUCAAAUACUCAGAAUGGACAGAAAGGUUUAUUAAUAAGCCUCCUGUCUGAGUUAAUUGACCACCACAUCCAUGAGCGCAGAGAUGUUGACACACAGACCUCCACUGCCCAGUCUUCUGCAGAGUCCCUCGUCAGGAAGCUGCAGCUGAUCGAUGAGGAGUACGAAGAUCUGAGACAACAGGGCCAUCGCUGGUCUUCUGUGGAGGCAAAGCUCGCCGCAUACAGGAAGGAGAUGGAGGAGCAAUCGCAGACAGAGCUGAAAGUGAAGGUGCAGCACUUCCAGGAGGUGGAGAUGGUUCGAGUGCGGAGGGAGGAGCAGGACAGGUGUCGGCAAGAGCUCCUGGAGAUCACACGUACCUUGGAGAGAACCUACGAGCAGAAGGCAGAAGCUCUGAUGAAUCGAGAGAAAAAUGCCAUCGAGCGCCUACAGAAACAGCAGGAGAUUGAGGAAAAGGAAAUCUACAAUCAACGCCAAGCUUUGCUAAAGGAGUUAGAGGCAGUGCGCAAUAGAGAGAAUGAACUGAGACAUCAAGUGGAGGCUUUUGAGAAGUCCUGUAAGGAUCAUGAGGAGAAGAUGCGCAGUUUGGAGGAGAUCCUGAGGAGGAGGGAGUCGACUGUGAAAACCAUGGAGGACACGUACGACCAAAAACUCGCCAACGAACUCAGAAAAUAUCAGCAGGAACUGAAGGACGACUACACGAGGAGGACAGAAAAGCUCACGGAUGACGAGAAAAGAAAUAAAGAGGAGAUGUUGCGGCUCCAGAAAGAAACUGCUGUCCUCGACUCAAAGUUGGAGGAAUUUACCCAAACAGCAUCACAACUCAAACGUGUGCAGGCGGAGCUGGAGUUGGCGCGGGCGGACGUGGCAAAGCUGAGACAGCAGAAUGCUGAGCUGCGGGAGAAACUGGAGGACCUGGGUGACCAUGCCGCCCUGCGCAAAGAGCGGAGAGAGCUGCACACCCAUGUGCAUCUACUGAAGGAGCAGCUGGAUGAGCACCAGCAGGAGGUGCAGAGACUCCGCCGAGAGCUGAGCGUCCCCUCUCAGGAGGUGCUGGCCCUGCAGACAGAGCUCCGGCGCCUGCACACGGCUCACCGCCUCCACCAGGAGGAGCUCCAGAGCCAGCAGCAGGUGUUCCACACUCAGCUCACACAGGAGGUGGAGCGCAGUGCUCAGAUGAAGUCCCAGCUGUUGGAGUGUGAGGAGAGGACCAGGUGGAUGACUGCCCACACUGAGGAGCUCAAACGGCAGCUCCGACACACCCAGCAAGCUCUGGAGAACGAGGUGUUUCGUAAACCCAGGCCUUCACCGGUAGACUGUUCCGUUCUCCAUCUGAGCUCCGAUAAAGUGGCACCCCCUGAUCUUUAUGUGGAGGGCAGUCUACUUAAGGCCCGGCUGGGUUACGAUGAGGGCAUGUUUGACCCAGGGCUGGCCAGCAGGGGGCAGCGGCCACUCUGGCCCCGCAGUGGCUCCCCUGAGCUGGGCACAGAGCGUGUGGCAGCGGCUCUGGCCCGCAUUAGGGAGCUGGAGAAGGAGGCGGAGUCUCUGGAGGAGGCGUACAGGACCUACCAGCAGAGGGCAGCGGCAGCAGCUGUGGCUCAUAUUCCGUCUGGAGCUCCCUCCCGCCUCUAUCCUGCAACGCACCACAUCAGACCAGCGGCCCCUUCUCCGCACGCAGUGACUCUGAACGAACCGGCCAUUCAGUCCUUCUACAUAGACAGAGAGCUGACCAAUCACAGGACUACACCAAGGGUGGGCUCUCCUCCGCCCAGACGCCUGUCGUCCACCCCUGUCUGUGCCUCCAAGUCCCGACCUAGAGCACAUGUUGACCAAGGUGCAGAAAGGCGUCCGGGGUCUUCAGGGGGAGACGGCGCAGCAGUGACGUUUGCGAGUCUGAGUUGUGGCAGUGUGGUGUCUCCUAUACCCACUGCCACUGCUGAGUCCUCUGGAGACCACACACACAUCACACCACCAAGCAGCCUACAGAUGAAGAGCACAGGCCAGGACCACUGCAGGUCCCCUGAAUUGCAGGAGGUCUCCACAUCAUCCCAAGAGUCUUCACCCCAGCCUGAGAAAAUCAGUAUACAGGAUCUCACAGAGCCCCUGCCAGACCUCCACUGCAGUUCUGAGCAGCUCCAGGAACCACAGUGGCUCGUGGACCUCGCUCACAGACCACACAGCCAGCGAGAGAGAGACAGCGCUCCAGACAGCCAGCGAGAGAGAGACGGCUCUCUCCACCUCACUUGCGGAGAAGACACUGCUGCCAGAACAAGGGAGGAAGAUGAGGAUAAUGAUGGAGAGAAGAGCUGUCGGGAAGAGAGGAGGAGGAAGGAGAGCGGAUGCAGAGAGAGAGAGGAGGCCCAGGAGUGUGGGAAGGGAGACCUUGAGAGGGUGGAGCAGGAGCUGCUUCAGCAGGAGGCUCUCCCAGAGAGUAGAGGGGAGGCGCAGUGUGAUGGAGGCCCCAUGAAGACAAACGGAGACACAGCAGGACCCGAUGUGUUGAAGGACUCCUCUCUUGGAGGAGGAGAGAACACAGGCCGGGAUCUCACAGACCCCCUGCACAAGUACAUGAUGAUGGUUUUACAGGGGAGAGAGAGAGAUAAAGAACAGAGUCCCAAGAAGGAAGAUUCCGAGAACCAGAGCCCUGAGCCCUGGCUGUCUGAAGACAAAGAUAACAGUAUUGUGUCCUACUCCCAAGAGGAGGCUGAUGAGUUUUGGUGAACUGUCAAAUGUCUGAUGUUUUUUAUAAUCUUUUUCUACAUUUUGUGUAUUAUUAAAUCAAUUUGUAUGAUUUUAUAUUUAAGAACUUCCAAGUUAUCAGGGUUCAUUUUCUGUAAUGAAUAUUGUGUGUGUGUGUGUGUGUGUGUGUGUGUGUGUGUGUGUGUGUGUGUGUGUGUGUGUGUGUG
Electrophorus electricus (electric eel) is the source of this 3388-nucleotide messenger RNA. It is a transcript of the gene ofd1, whose product is annotated as OFD1 centriole and centriolar satellite protein. The record is from RefSeq and is a predicted model, not a curated record. Gene Ontology annotation, biological process: epithelial cilium movement involved in determination of left/right asymmetry. Lineage: Eukaryota; Metazoa; Chordata; Actinopteri; Gymnotiformes; Gymnotidae. Gene Ontology annotation, molecular function: protein binding. Gene Ontology annotation, cellular component: centrosome; ciliary basal body.